This is a messenger RNA of Condylostylus longicornis, 2545 nucleotides long. RefSeq lists its product as uncharacterized. The transcript has 4 exons. The record is from RefSeq and is a predicted model, not a curated record. Gene Ontology annotation, cellular component: SCF ubiquitin ligase complex. Lineage: Eukaryota; Metazoa; Arthropoda; Insecta; Diptera; Dolichopodidae. Gene Ontology annotation, biological process: SCF-dependent proteasomal ubiquitin-dependent protein catabolic process. Gene Ontology annotation, molecular function: protein binding. The coding region runs from base 722 to 2443 and encodes 573 amino acids.
GUCAUGAUUUUGGCAAAAUCGUCAUAAUUUGAUGAAAAAGGACAUGAUGGAGAUUUAGUAAGGGAUAGAGUUUAUUAUUAUGAGAGACACUGAACAUUUUUGGAUUAAGUUUUACGGAAGAACAAAAGAAAUAGCAAAAACAAAAAAGAAUUGAGCUACAAUACUACAGAUAUUUAACAAAUAGUUAAGCAUAAUUCAAAUCCCUGGAAAGUAUAGACCUCAGAACACUUUUAUCAGCUCAUUCUACCAUAAUCCGUACUGUGAUGGCAAUCAUCAAAAGCUUCUACCAAAAAGACACCCACUUCAACAAAAAACGGUGAAACAACGUUCCCCAAAAUAAAUUGAUGAACAAAAAACUUGUCAGCGAUUAUCCUACGAGAAUGCAACGUCUGCAAGUAUAACAAUAAUACCCUUAGAGAAUUGGACCUUCCUCGAACGGUACCUUUCUAUCAGUCAACUUUAAAUUUAUUUUAGUCCCUUUUCUAUCAAUUUUAAUUAUCGAUUUUAAAUCGAUAUCAAUUAAUCGAUUUAAUUAAAUUUUCUCCAUCAUCGCAACAUAUGAUACGUUAUUGUUUAUUUUUGUGUUUUGAAGUUCAGUAAACUACCGAACAGAUGUAAUUUGAUGUAAACAUGAAAUUAAUCGCAAUUUUCAAUAUUUGAUUUUCAUUGGAAUUUGUAAAACAAUUGUUCCACAUAAUAUUAAAAUGAUAAAAUAAAAUUAAUGAUGUCUUCCUACAAUGAUUUGCCACUGGAGGUAAUCGCAAAUAUUUAUAAAUAUUUGGAUGUUAUCGAUAUAAAAUCAGCUCAACUAACGUGUUCUCAAUGGCUAUGUGCUUCACUUUUAUUGGAUGUAGAAAAUCGUACAGUUUUAAAGUUAACUUCUGCAAAUGCUGAAAAUCAACAAUUAUUCUCAAAUAGUUUUAGAAAAUUUUCUAAUAUUCAUUUAGUAUAUAAUGAAAACAACAGUGAUAAAACUAUAUUAAAUGAAGAAAACUUGUUGAAAUUCUUCGAAAUUGAAAAUAUAAAUGGUGAUAUAAAAAACUUAGUUCUAGAAAAAUUAGGAAAUACGAUUUCAUUUGAAGGUUUAUGUGAAAUAUUAAAAUUAUUACCAAAGUUAGAAGAAUUAAAAUGCAUUAAAACUUAUUUUAAUUUUUCUGAAGAAAAUUUAUUACAACAAUCUCAACUUAUUUCAAAUAUUAUUUCGACAAAAAUAAAAUCUAUUAUUUUAUCUGGCGAUUAUUAUACUCAUAGAAAUUCAAAAGUAUUUUCUCAAGUAAAAAAUUUGGAAAAGUUUGGUGUAGAAACAUUCGUUUAUAAAGAUGAUUCUAAUUUGGAUAUAUUUCAUAUAAUUAAAAAUAAUGAAAAUUGUUUAAAAUGUUUAAUUUUAGAGUAUGAUGCUGUAAAUGCAUUACUAGAUUCUCAACAGCUUUUAUGUAAUUUAAAAUUAAGAGAAGUAUCAUUAAAAUUAAAUCAUGAAUAUCCGCAGUUUGCUGAUUUUAUUAAAUCUCAAAAUUUAAUUACAAAUUUAAGUUUAAUAAAUUGCUUUGAGUUAACUGAUUGGGAAAUGAUAACAAUUUUAGAAAAUUUACCACUUUUGGAAAGAAUAAAUAUUAAUCAAAAUAUUUUAUUGACGGAUAUAACAAUGUUUGAAAUUUCCAAGUUAAAAAAUCUAAAAUAUUUGAAUAUAAAUGAAUGCUGGGAAAUAGGAAGGGAUGGAAUUAUAAAUGGAUUAGCUAAAAAUAUGAAUAAUAAACUAAUUGAAUUAAAAUGCGUUGAAAUUAAUUUGCCAAAUGAUGCAUUUUUGGAGAUAUCAAAUAAAUUAUCGAAUCUUCAGGUACUGCAUUGUGGUGGUUUCAGAAAGACAAUAAAUGAUACUGGAAUUCAAUAUAUAAUAAAAAAUUUAAGAAAUCUUAUUGAUUUAAGUAUAUAUUCCUCAGAGGUAACCGAUUACGGUAUUACUGGUGUUGAUUUACAAACAAAACACAAAACAGGAUCAUGUUUAUCAGAACUUCGUCAUUUAAAUCAUUUAAAUUUACAAUGUGAAAUAACUGAUCAAACAUUACUUCAUGGAAUCAAAUUCAAAAAUUUAAAAACAUUGCAUUUAAGAUUGCAUUAUCCAUUUUCCAUAUAUGAUUCAGCAUUUGUACUCAAUGUAUUUACACAAAAUUCGCCUUCAAUAGAAGAAUUAUCUUUAGAUGGAAUACUUUAUAAUGAAAAUGUUCAUUUUGAUGAAGCUAUUGAAAUAUUAAUAACAAACUUAACAAAAUUAAAAAGAAUAUAUAUUAAAGGACACUGUGAAAAAGAUUGUACAUCAACGGAUUGGACUAGAAUAAAUAUAUUUUUAAUUAAAUUUCGGAAAGAUUUAUCAACAGUUGAGAUUGACUGUGAUUGUAAAAUAUGUAUAAAUUUAAAAUAUAUAUGUGAAAAAUUUACCCGAAAAUAGUUUCUUUAAAUUAUUAAAGUUAUUAAAAAAUGUAUAUUUUUAAAAAAAAAUUAAAGAUUUUAAAAAAUAUGUUGCUUAUAUUGUUUAUACACAUAUUAUAUU